Siniperca chuatsi (mandarin fish) is the source of this 2941-nucleotide messenger RNA. It is a transcript of the gene bend7, whose product is annotated as BEN domain containing 7. The transcript has 10 exons. The coding region runs from base 620 to 2029 and encodes 469 amino acids. Lineage: Eukaryota; Metazoa; Chordata; Actinopteri; Centrarchiformes; Sinipercidae. Gene Ontology annotation, molecular function: DNA binding. The record is from RefSeq and is a predicted model, not a curated record.
CAAAUUACAAACAUUAACACAACUGAACAACCCACUCACCAAUGCGUUUCAGUCUGCUACUCGCUCCAGUCAAACAUUGGAGGUGGUCAUUGAAUUGUUUUUUUAAAUCUAGAAAAUCAGGCGCUCUAACAACAAUAAAGUCACUACUAACAGAAUUCAUGUGAUAAUAAUUUGAGAAUCCAGAAAAAAAAAGUUUAUGCUUGCGCUCUCAUUGCUUUUGUUCAAAUGCCAGUCCAUUGUCUGGACACUACAGUAGCAAAUGUCUGACUCGACCUUUUAGAUGAGAACAUACCAUCAGGUGGCGCAAAGGGAUAUGUGACGAAUUUUUAAUAUUAAAGUCAUUAAUUUAUUUACAUGGCGAGAGGGAAGAACCAGCAUCAUGUUGGGAACGGGAAUACAUCAUACAAUAGCAUUUAUCAGCUCCAUUUAAGAUCAGCACGGUGAAAAUCCGUGGAUGACAGGAUCUAUAGCACAGCCUGAGGAGAAAUUUAACUGAUUAAUAAGGAGGACGGACAGUGAUUCCGCUGAGUGUAUCCUAGUCAUUGAUUUCGUCUUUCUGAAGAGCGAUUUUCGACUGCACGACUUGCUGUAUAUACUAUAGACUAUAUUCCCCCUGAAGAUGCAGUUUGGGGAACGGAAGAGGAGAAGGAAGUCACAGAGCUUUAAACUGGUCACGGAUGAAGCUUUUGACCCUUCAUAUAUGAUGAAUUCCAGCUGUAAAGAUGCCAAUGGAGAGACUGAGGCUGCUGCUGUGCCUGAUGUUUGGGUCAGGGACGAGGGGAUGGAGAUCAAGAGGCAAAUCACAGGAAUGAUGAGGCUUCUGAGUGAUAAGACCGGCAGGGUAUAUCAGCGUGUGGGAACAGAGCAGGACAGCUUAACAAAGGAGCCCCAGGAUAGGCAUCUGACCUGGGUACAUCAGCUUGCACCUUCAUCUCUUGUAUCAGAGGAGCACCAGAGCAACAGCUGGAACUCCGCAGGGGACCCAGGGCCUUCACCUUCAUCCAUAUCCACCCCCAUCCCCAACGGUCCAGGCUGUGGCCAGUACAGCACCCGCUCCAAAGCCAUGAGGAUCCUCAACAAUACCAAGGAUCUGAUCAAAGUGAAUGAAGCUAACGCAGAUGUAGUCCUUCCUGCUGUACCAGAAACCUCCUGCUGCAUGUGUAACUGUAAGGGCACCUUGCAGGCUAUUUUGCAGGAACUGCGUGCCAUGAGGAGGCUAAUGCAGACUCAAAAAGCAUCCUUGGAAAGACAGGAACAGGCGGCAUCACCAUGCCAACCUCGUCUUGGUCCAGGCCCCGCUCCUCGCUGUAGGCCCCGCAAGAGGAGGCCGAUCUAUAAAGUGACACCAGUGACUGUGUCUAGUACCAGAAGCGCUGCUCUUACCCCCCUGGAGGCAUCACCACUUAUAGCUGCACCUGCGGAAUCUGGAAAGAGGGAGGAAUGUGAGAAAGAGCAAGACUCAUCUACACCCAACAGUCAGCGUGUCUCCUCUGAGGUUUCUGUGCUGCCACCUCAGAAUAAUCCAGUAACUGUGAACAACACACAUAAUCCUCUCCUGAACCAACUAAGGGAACCUCAGUCGUUAGAGUCUGAGGUGCGUCUUGCAGAGGAUCAUGAUGUGUAUAUCUCAAAAGCUCAGCUAGACUCCAUUCUGGUCAACUAUACACGCUCUGGCAGCCUGCUGUUCCGGAAACUGGUGUGUGCCUUCUUUGACGAUGCUACCCUGGCUAACUCCUUACCAAAUGGUAAAAGGAAGAGAGGGCUCAAUGAUAACCGUAAGGGCUUGGACCAGAACAUUGUGGGUGCCAUUAAAGUGUUUACAGAGAAAUACUGCACUGAACACAGAAUAGAGAAGUUACCCGGGCCACGAGACUGGGUUCAGAUCCUUCAAGAUCAGAUCAAACUUGCCCGGAGGAGGCUGAAACGAGAUGCUGCAGAAGCAGAAGAAGUCUUAAAUGGACCUUCCACAAGCUGCAACUAUAACAAGCUUGCAAGUGUGGAGGGGACAGUGGUGAACAUGACUGGUUGAUUCAAGGGCUGCCACAAUGGCCUUACAGCAGAUUUGUUGAUUGUCUUCAUUACUUCUCUAACUUGAUGCAUUUUGCCACUUUAGAUAUUUCCUUUGCAGUUGUAAUCUGCUCUGUGUUAUGGAUGUAAAGGGAAAAAAACAAUGGAACCAAAUGAAGAAGGAGCCUGCUUAAUGAUAUCCUCUCUCUCUCUUUCUCUCUCUCUUUCUCUCUCUCUCUCUCUCUCUCUCUCUCACACACACACACACACACACACGCACACACACAGACACAUACACAGACUGCACCUUUUGUGGUCCUUAAGACUUUUCAAUGGACACAUACUGGGAUCUGGAAUUUUGUGCCAAUAGACACUGAACUAAACAGUGGUUAAAAAAUGUCAGGUCAUUUUCAUGUUUAAAAGGGACUUACUGUUUACAUUAUAGGCUACAGCUUUAAAAGCAUGCUUGCCUAGUUCUCAUAUGUCAAUACUAGGAUGAGUCACAAGUCUAAAAUGAGACAAAGUACUGUAACAGUAUAGCAUUCAUAUAUUUUGCACAAAUUACUUUUUACGGGAAGUUGUCCAUCGUGGAUUGUGCCUUUUAAGUGACCAGUACUUCAGUGGGUGUAAUGUGCAGUACAGCAUCCACCUCAGCUACAAAUAUUACAUCCAAAAGUAAAUAUCUGAUGUAUUUUUGGCAAAUUUUGCUAAUUAAAAAUAGAUUGAUAGGCUACAUCUGGCUGACAAUAUCAAAAUAUACAGUAUUCUAUGAAUAGUUGUUUCGUUUCAUUAUUAGAAUCUCUAGGUUAUGCAUAACCAGUGCUAUUGUUGUUAAUAUUGUGAUGUAAUCACAGCAUUUUUCUUUCCUUUCUGUUCACUGUGCAUAUGAAAUGAAUAGUUGUUUCCACCAUUAAAUAUGGUUUCUUGACAUUGA